AUGUUUAUUAUUUGUAUUAUUUUUAUUGUUAUAAUUAGUAUUAUAGAUUGGUAUACAAACCCUUGUUAUACAUGUUUAAUGAAAAAUAAAGAAGAAGAAAUUAAUAUUAUUUAUGUAAUUUUUUCAUAUGUAAAUGAUUAUAUGCUAUUUUUUCCGCAAAUUUUAUAUUUCAUAUACGAUUCUAUAACUUUUUCGAAUUCAAUUUUAUAAAAUUACUAAUAUAAUAAAAAUAAAUUGGUUAAUGAAAAUAUGGAUGAAAAUAGUAAAGAUAAUUAGAAUUUUUUUAUAAAUUCAUAAAAAGAAAUAGCUGAGUUAUAUCUCACAACACAUUGUUUUAUUGAUAAAACAUGCAUACUUGAAAAAAAUAAAUAAUUUGAAAUUUGCAAAAUGUAUUUAUAAGGAUCAUCUUAUUAAAUAAAUAAAAAUAAUAUUAAUAAUAAAAAAGAUAAUUGUAAUAAAGAUAAUGAUAAUAAUGAUAUAAAUAGUAAUAAUGAAAAUAAUAAUAAUGAUGAAAAUAAUAAAAAUAAUAAUAAUAAUGAUAUUGAUAAUUAAAAUGAAAAAUUUAAUAAUAAAAAAAUUUAAAAUAAUAAUAUUAAUAAUAUUAAUAAUAAUAAUAAUAAUAAUAAUAAUAAUAUUGAUAUAUAAUAACGUUUAUUCUAAUUUAAAAAAUCAAAUUCAAUUAAUAAUAUAAUUUAUUAAAAUUAAACUAAUUUAAUAAACGAUGCUAUUGGUGAUGAAUUAUAUUAAUAUAAGUUUUUUUUGCCAAAUUCAUAGACCAUAAAGAAAAAGAAGGAUAUAGAAUAUCAAAUAGUUCAAAAUAAAAAUUUGAAUAAUUAAACUAGUAUUAUUACCAAUAUUACUACAAAUAAUUCUUCUAUGAAUAUUCUUUUUUAAAAGAAUUAGAUUACAUUAAGAAAUAAUUUUAUAAAAAAAAAAAGUAUAUCCAAUUGUUCUUUAUAAAAUCAAUCUUAAAAAAUUUAAAAUAUAAAUAAUCUAUAUAAUCAUAAAUAUUAUUUAUCUUUAAUUUCUCCUCAAAUUAAAGAUACUGCAUCUCUUGCUUUUAUUGAUAAUUUGGAAAUAAUCAAUUAAUUUUAAAAAGAAAUUUAAGAAAAUUCGGUUAAAGAUGAAAUUAAAAGUAAUGUAAAUAUAUGUAAUUUAUUAAAAGGAAACAUAAAUGAUAAUAAUCAAACCUAAUAAAAUUAUUUGGAUAACAAUAAUUCCGAAAAAAAAGUAUUGAAAUUUUAGAUUCUGGCUUAGAAUUUAUUUCUCAAUAUGCAUAAUAAUAUCGAAAGUUCUCAAUAUUAAUAACAAGAAAAUUAACUCAAAUAAUCAAAAUAAGAUAUAUGCUAUAAAAUCGAAAUAAAUGAUUAAGUUUCUCCUUUGAGAAAACUCACAAAAAAGUAAUCUUUAAUGAACCUUUAUAUUCCUCAAAAUAGCUUAAAUAAAUUAAAAGAAGAAAUUAUUUCGGAAAGUUAUCUUCUUUAAAAAUAGGCGAUUAUUACUUUGGCUAUUUGUCAUAUUUCCAGGACUGUAUUAAAUACUUUAAAUGGAAAAAUAGAAAGACUAAAAGAACAACUUUAAUAUAUGAUUGAAAAAGGGCUUAUUGGAAUUAUUUUUUGUAGAAAAAAUAUAAGUUGGUAAACUGCGGAUAUGAUGAUUGAGAAAUAUGGAAUAAUUUCUAAAAAUUUAAAUUCGGAAGAUAGAAAAAUUAAUACUUAUUUACUUUUUAAAGAAUAGUUAAAUGAAAUGAAUUUUAUAAGUUUAUUUUCUGUGAAAUAAAUAUUAAAUAUGAAUGCCUAAAGUUUAAUUUAAAACCUAAAAAAUGCAUAAAUAAAUACUUUCUUAAUUACGGGAGAUUCCAGUUUAAGAGCUUUAGCAGUUGGAUAUGAAACCGGAUUAUUUAGUGGAAACGAUAUUAUUAGUUUUGAAUCUUAUAAAUAAGAAGAAUUGAAAUAUUAAAUGAAUGUUAAUUUGAAAAAAAUUAGAGAAAAAAUAUUAUAUAAAAAAUAAGAAAUUACUAAAAAAGUUAAUUAAAAAUAUAAAUAAAUGUAUAUUUUUUAUAUUUUAAAAAAUAAAUAAAAAUAAAAUAAAAAAGAAUAGAUAUAUACUUUAGCUAUUGGAAAAGGUAUAAACAAUACAAAAAUAAUGUAAAAUGCUGAUUUUUCAAUUUAAUAUGAAACUAUAUCUGAAUAAAAUUAAAAUAAUGUUUUAAAUUUAUUUAGUUGUAUUAAAGUUUCAAAAUUGAGUACAAUUAGUUAUUUAUUAUAUUCUUUUAGUAGAAAUGCAUGUGAGAUAGUGGAAGAUAGUUUUAAUUUUAUAUUUUACAGACAUUUAUUUUUGCUAUUUUUAGUAUUUUUAUGGAAUUUCGGGAAUUGUAGUUUCGGUGAUAUUAUUUUUGAUUUUUAUGAUAUUGUAUAAGUGAAUAUUUCCUUAGUAAUAAUAUUAUUAUCUUUUUUGGUAAGAAAAAAAUAUAUAGUAUAAAAACACGAAACUCAUAUUCUUACUUAUGUGAAACAAUUUAAAUAGAAAAAAAUUUUUUUUAUUGAUAUUUUAUAGAAUUUUUUUUUGCUGAUUUUACCUUAAACAUUAGUCGAUGUUUUUAUUUUAUUUUAUUUGCUUUUUUAUUCAAUUAAUUAAACUGUUUUACAUGACGGUAUUAUUUUUGAGAAAUAACAAAUUGUUUUUAUAAUAAAAAACCUUUUCCUUUUUUUAAAUCAUUAUAAAAUUAUUCUUUAUUAAAAUUAAUCAAAUAAAACCUUGAUUUUAAAUAUAAUUUUUCCUACCCUUUUUUUAAUAAGAAAUUCAUUUGGAAAAUUCUAUGAUAUGGAAUUUUCGAUGUUUUAUUCUCUAAAUAUGAGCCUUAUUGUACUUGUCAUUUUAUUAAAUUUCUCAAUUUCUAAUUUCCUUAUGAGGUUAAUUAGUCCAUUAAUUAGUUUUGGUAUGAUGAAAAAUAAAAAUAGGUUUUAAGAAAUAUAUUAAUAAGUACUUUAAAUUUGGUAGUAAUCUUAAAACAAUACACUUUAAAGUCCAGAUAUAAAUAUGAAUACUAUAUUAUAAUAAUAAUAAAAAGAAAUUCAAAAAAGAAAAUCCUAAAUAUAUAAAUAAAAAGAUUAAUCAUAAAUAUAAAAAGAUUAAUCUUAACUAUAAAAGGAACAAUCUUAAAUGUAAAAUUAAGUUAAUUAAAAUAUAUAACAUAAUGUAAAUAUUUAAUAUUCUUAAUAAUCUAAAUAAAUGGAUACAGUAUAAUUAGAUAGCAUUUAUUAAUAAAUAGAAAAAGAAAAAAUAUCUAAUGUUAAAAGAAAAAUUAAAAAAGCUGCCCUUGCUUAAGUUUUUAAAUUAAUUUUUAAAGACAAUGAAGUUGAUAAUAUUUUACAAGAUCUAAACAGUGAAAAUUUCAAUAUAAAUGCUACCAAAAUGCAUCCUCUUUUUUUGACUUUUCCUUCGAAAGAAACCGAAGGGAAAUUCGUUCAAUAGUAAAUUCAAAAAAACAGAAAAUUCUAUAUGAUUUCUUCUGUUUUGAUUGUUCUUUUUGGGGAUAUAAUAAUAGCAAUUUUUAAUUAGUAAAAAAUGAAUAUUUCUUACCUAUUAAUAGUUAGUAAAUGUGGAAUAGAUAUUUUUUUAUGGAUUAUUUUGAUAUAUUCUUAAUAUAAUCUCUUUACUUAAAUUAAUUAUAUGAUUUUUUUUUUAAGAUUUCUAUAUAGAUUGGUUUUUUUGAUUUUAAUGGGAGAAGAAAGCAUACUAUAAACUAUGUUUUAUUCACUUUUAUUUAGCUAUAGUAUACUUGUUUCGGCUUUUUUUUAGUUUUUUAUUUAAUUUGCACUAGUUUUGGCACAUAUAGUGUAGUUUAUUAUUUAAUAUUUAUUAUAAAAUACUUAUUAAUAAGAUAUUUAUUUCCAAUUGUAUAUAAUACUCAAUAUAAUUAUAAAUAAUUUACUUUUCACUGGAUUAAUUUUUAAAAUGAAAUAUUAACAUGAUAUUUAAAAGAGAAAAAAUUUUUAACAUGUAAAUACUAUUUUUAUAGAAACAAAAAAAUAAAUAAUGUCUUAUCUAUUCUUUUACCGACCUUCAUAAGGGAAAUAAUAGAUGAAAAAGGAAAAGAAUAUUAAGAAGACCAAGGAAACGUGGCAAUUUUGUUUUGCGAUAUAUAUGAUUUUGAUUCCAUUAUUUAAAUCGAGUAGGGAAACAUUAUUCGAAUCUUAGAUAAAUUAUUCAGGGCUUAUGACAAUACGUGUGAUUUAUACGGAAUCUAGAAAAUCGAAACUGUAGGAAAAACGUAUAUGGCUGCUGCUGGUUUAAAAGGAAUUAAAUAAUCACAAGCAUAACUUUAAAUAAGCAAAGAUAUUCUCCCAGUAAUCAGAUGUAUACUUAUGGCUAACGAAAU
This is a messenger RNA of Ichthyophthirius multifiliis, 4381 nucleotides long. RefSeq lists its product as hypothetical. Gene Ontology annotation, cellular component: Scc2-Scc4 cohesin loading complex. Gene Ontology annotation, biological process: establishment of mitotic sister chromatid cohesion; regulation of gene expression; replication-born double-strand break repair via sister chromatid exchange. NCBI's taxonomy places the organism in Eukaryota, Ciliophora, Oligohymenophorea, Hymenostomatida. The transcript has 3 exons. Gene Ontology annotation, molecular function: chromatin binding. The record is from RefSeq and is a predicted model, not a curated record. The annotation marks the transcript as partial.